UACCUGUGCAUUAGCUCCCCUCGUAAAUAUACUCCACGAGAGAAGAGAGAGAGAGAGAGAGAGAGAGAGAUAGAUGGCAACGCUUAGGGUACCUUCUCCGGUUCCUUCUCCAGUUGAAGACGCUGAGCAGCUCAGGAAGGCCUGCCAAGGAUGGGGCACCGAUGAGAAGAAAGUCAUUAACAUACUAGGACAUAGAGAUGCAGCUCAUAGGCAACAAAUCCAGCAGUCUUAUGAAGAACUCUAUAAAGAGAAGCUCUCAAAGAGACUUGAAUCUGAACUCAAGGGGCAUUUUGAGAAAGCAGUGUACCGUUGGAUGUUCAGUCCUCUGGAUAGAGAAGCAGUCCUAGCUAAAAUUGCUUUGACAAAAGGAUUAGAUUAUAGAGUGAUCAUAGAAACCUCUUGCAUAAAUUCAACAAACCAUUUUUUAGCAGUGAAACAAACCUAUCAGAAUCAUUACAAACAUUCCUUGGAGGAAGAUGUUGCCUCCAACAGCCAUGGAGAUUUGAGAAAGCUUUUGGUUGGUUUGGUGGGCACAUAUAGAUAUGAAGGCGAUGAAGUUGAUGUUCGACUAGCGCAUUCUGAAGCAGACAUUCUUCAUGAUGCCAUCAAUAAGAAAUCAUUCAAUCAUGAUGAGGUUAUAAGAAUCGUGACAACAAGGAGCAAAGCGCAACUAAAUGCAACUUUCAACAAGUACAAAGAUGAGCAUGGAGUUUCAAUCCUAAAGGACUUAAAAACAGAGAAUCAAGAUGAUCUAGCUUCAGCACUUCGAACCGCGAUUCGGUGCAUCAUUUCUCCUCACAAGUACUAUGAGAAGCUGCUAAGAACGGUGCUGAACAAAUCAGAGACGGAUGAAGAUACACUGACUCGAGUGAUUGUGACACGUGCGGAGAAAGACUUGAAAGAGAUCAUGGAUUUAUUUGAAAAUAGGACCAAUGUAAGUCUGGAACAAGCCAUAACCAAGCACAUUCAUGGGCACUACAAGCACUUUCUCUUGGCAUUAGUUGGAAAAUGAUUUGGAAUUAUGGAAUAUAGUUGAAGAGCUAUGUAGUUUUUCUGGCUAUGUCGAUGGGGAGGUCUGUUGAGUUUUCUAUUUAAGCUUGCUGUUAGUUCAAGUUUUUGCUUGUGAGCAGUGCUGUCAUGGUUGUAAUAAGGAAAAGCUUUUGCGUGGUCGGUAAAAGCUAGAAUUUCUGAAAUGAAACUUUAAUUUAUGAUUUUGUU
Phalaenopsis equestris is the source of this 1218-nucleotide messenger RNA. Its product is annotated as annexin-like protein RJ4. Gene Ontology annotation, cellular component: cytoplasm. The coding region runs from base 74 to 1012 and encodes 312 amino acids. The record is from RefSeq and is a predicted model, not a curated record. NCBI's taxonomy places the organism in Eukaryota, Viridiplantae, Streptophyta, Magnoliopsida, Asparagales, Orchidaceae. The transcript has 6 exons. Gene Ontology annotation, molecular function: calcium-dependent phospholipid binding; calcium ion binding.